AUGGUUGCGAGACAAGGCGGUGAAGCAUACAAGUGUGGUGGCAGGGUGAAGCAAGGUCCCUCCCUCCCUACUUGGGUCCUGCUGCCGCUGGCUUUCCGGGCUUCCGCCCUCAGCCAACAGGCCGCAAAACUAGACGUCUCCAAAGUCCUUGCCUACAUCAUCUGCGUCCACGUCACUGAUUCAGACAGAUACGUCUGCGAGACAUUUCUCUCUCAAAUGUUACCCCAAAAGCAACUUCCCAUACAGAUCCAGCACCCUUGCGCAUUGCAUCAUCUCGGCGCCGCUGAGCCCAAGGUGCCUGCGACAGGCAUCAGGCUAAUCCAUCUCGUCGAGCACGGUGAGGGAGGCCCUGCCAUCCUCCGUCGUCUGCCGUACCGGGAUCUGACGGAUGCAGCAGCAGCAGCAGCAGCAAAACCCAUGACUUAUUGUACCGACAUGGCAGGCGAAUGCACUGCAUGA
This is a messenger RNA of Colletotrichum higginsianum IMI 349063, 459 nucleotides long. RefSeq lists its product as uncharacterized. NCBI's taxonomy places the organism in Eukaryota, Fungi, Ascomycota, Sordariomycetes, Glomerellales, Glomerellaceae. The record is from RefSeq and is a predicted model, not a curated record. The coding region runs from base 1 to 459 and encodes 152 amino acids. The transcript is spliced from 2 exons.